UAGGGUGUAUAAAUUCGUAGAGUGAUGUGACAUUUGUUAAUAUUUUUCGUACGGAUAUCGAGGGAUAAAGCAGAGAGGAAAGAGAAAAAAUAUUGUGGACUGUGCUGGUCAGACAGUGUCGAGUAGUGGCCCAAUGGGUUGGCUGAAAGUAAAAAAAGGAAAAUUAAUGAAAAUAAUGCACAAAAAUGCAAUAAUACGCGGCUGCUGAAUUUUCGAGCUUGCUGAGCUUGCGCUGCAAAAUCAUACGGUAUAUAGUUAGAAAUAAAAAGUGAAAAUUUUGAAGUGAAAUGAUCAAACUGGUGUGACGUGGGGAAGUGAUUUUCUUUGUUCCUCCGGUGAAAACGUGAUAAUAUCAUCCAUCAGAAUAAAACGACAAAACAAAGAGCUAAUACGUUCAACAGCCACAAUUAGUGAAACAACGAAAUGUCUUUCACGAUAAAAGACGGUUAUGUUUUCCAACGGACAGCGGUCUAACGACAAUGGCGGCAAUGUCCCCGUCAAAGCGCCGCUUACAAAAGGAGCUGAUGGCUCUGGUGCGUGAGCCACCGCCAGGAGUUCAGGUUGACAGUGAAUUGGCUGGUCAAAAUUUAACCCAGUGGAUUGUUCACAUGGAAGGUGCAAAAGGAACACUUUACGAGGGUGAAAGAUUUCAAUUGCAGUUUAAAUUCAGUUCGAAAUACCCAUUCGAUUCGCCAGAGGUGACUUUCAUCGGCGGUAACAUUCCCGUUCAUCCUCACGUUUAUAGCAACGGUCACAUAUGCUUAUCGAUCCUUACGGAUGAUUGGUCACCGGCACUUAGCGUUCAGAGCGUUUGUCUCAGUAUCGUUUCUAUGCUGAGCAGUUGCAAAGAAAAAAAAAGGCCACCGGAUAAUUCGUUUUAUGUGAAAACCUGCAACAAAAAUCCAAAGAAAACAAAAUGGUGGUAUCACGAUGAUAGCGUUUAAUAGCAACGUUGAAUGAGAACGAGCGUGAGUUACUCACAGCCUAUUCGAGAUGAGGAAAAGAAACAUUCGUACGAAGAUGUUGGGAGAACAUGGCCUUCCCUUGCAUCGCAGCUAUUCGACAAAUACAAGAAAGGGGAGCGAACGAUCCAAGUUGUUGGAGUAGAAAACAAAAAAUAAGCAUAAUUAAAUAGGUAACGAAUUUAAAGGAAAGCCACCAAAAUCUAAUGUAACUGAACCAGAGAACGGCAGCCCGAGAAUGAAAAUAACACGUCUUACCGGGACGAAAUUGAAAUAACAAGAAUGAAAAAGAGGGUCAAAUUAAUUGCAAAACUAAUAAGUAAAUACAAAAAAAAUGGAACUUGUGCGAUUAAUGAAAUAAUUUCAACUGAUUAUAUCGAGUCGAAAUGAAUUUUAUGCAUGAUAAAAAUGCGUACCUCUUAUUGGAUAAAAGGUUAGAAUUUAAGCAGAAGGAGACACGAGAACGAGAUAAAAAACAUUGUAAUAAAAAAAAAACAAAACAAAGAAUGGUCUACAAAUAUAUAUUGAAAUGAAAAUAUUUACUGAAGGAGAUAUGAGAAUUUGGCGUUUGAAUUAUUAGCGUAGUAAAUCCGUAACUUGGCCGAGAUUAUUCUGGAUUUUACGCACGAAAAAAGUUUAGAUCUGUAAUUGUUGAAAGUGCGAUUGCUGUUCGAGAAAGAACUCUAUUGACAUAGCGAUAUAGCACAAUGUCCGUAAGAAAACAACAAAAUGCAAAAUGUUUCAUUUCUGAUCGUUUUAUCAAUGUUUUCAUUCAGUCGUUCUGUGUUUGCGAUGGUGGAGUGAAUAAAAAGUGAAAUUAUUUUAACCACA
This is a messenger RNA of Venturia canescens, 1793 nucleotides long. Its product is annotated as ubiquitin-conjugating enzyme E2 W. Lineage: Eukaryota; Metazoa; Arthropoda; Insecta; Hymenoptera; Ichneumonidae. The transcript is spliced from 4 exons. The record is from RefSeq and is a predicted model, not a curated record. The coding region runs from base 480 to 944 and encodes 154 amino acids.